AUGGCAGACUUAGGUGGCAGUAGCAGCCUCGCUGCUGCUCCAAUGGCGGCGCCUCGCCCACCUGUGGCACCAGGCGAUGCUACGUCGCCGUCCAGAAUUCGCAGCCCCCGUAUCAUUAUGCAAGAGCGAGCUGCACGUGAAGCUAGAAGAAAAGCAGAAGAGGAAGAACGCGCUGCACAAGAGUCACAGAUUCUAGCGGAAGCUAGACAACGAGAAGCGGAGCGCCGAGCUGGCGUUGCUGUUGGUCAAGAGCCUGCUCCUACCCGCCGGCAGCAGGCUCCUGAGCCACAACCACAACCUGCACAAAGAAUACCUACAUCCCAUUCGCAACCUCUGUCCUCUACAACAAACACACAGCAGCGGGUACCCCAGAAUCAACCGAGUCAGCAAACCCCAUCACAAGCUUAUUUGGGGCAAGGCUCUGCCGCGCAGCGACGGCCCCAAGAGAGACAAGCUGCACCAGCCGCAGCACAGACAACAGCCGAGACCACUAAGCCUCGCAAUUCAUUCCCGCACGCUUUUGAACGCUGGGAGACGCUCUCGGCGCAUUGGGAAGGGCUCACCAGUUACUGGAUUCGAAAACUUGAACAGAACAAAGACGAUAUCAACCGUGAUCCUAUGAACCAACAAUUGGCGCGCCAAGUUACUGACUUGUCCGCCGCUGGUGCUAAUCUGUUUCACGCCGUAGUUGAGCUUCAACGCCUUCGAGCAAGUUCUGAACGAAAGUUUCAGCGAUGGUUCUUUGAAACUAGGACAGAACUAGAGCGUGCCCAGGAAGUAAAGGCAACCUUGGAAGCACAACUCGCCAAAGAGCUAAAAGAGAGAGAGGAUGCUAUCCGAGAGGCCCUCGAAAAUGACCGAGGGGUGUCAAAGACCCAGAAGCAGCUAGCUGAAAUGCGAAAGGAGCUGGCUAUUUCCAAGGAAGAAGCACGUCGGGCCUGGGAGGAGCUUGGCCGUAGAGAACAAGAGGAGCGAGAUCGUACCCUGUCAUUGCAGUCUGGCCAGCCUACUCUCGUCGGCGGAGUUCAAGUCGUACCAAUGGUGCAGGCGGCGCAUACCCGACAAAGCAGCUCGCGCGACCACGGCUCUUCCUACCAACAAGAAUAUGGCUAUGCGCAAGGAGCCGAACCCGAGUCAUCACGGACGCCGACCGGUCAUCGCACCCCAGAAAACCGCCACUACGCCCAAGCAUCUCGUCAUGCAGAUGAGAGCGGCGUAAGCCCCCCAAGCGCCGCUGCCACCAGCGAGGGUCACUAUGGAGAGGUCAUUUACGUGCGAGAUGCUGAAGGCAACUACGUCGUUGAUGAUCGCGGUAACAAAAUCCCAUACCAAACCGCAGGUUCAUCAUCUUCAACGUCCGACCGCGGCGAAUAUGACACGCCCGCAACCACCAACCCGCCCACCUCAGGCCACGAAGCAGUCUCCGGCUCCUCCCCAGGCAGCCAAUGGCCAAGUGCUGGCGCCUCAUACACCAGCGCGACACCAACUGCACCUGCUCCUGCUCCUGCUCCCGCCCCUCAGCCUCCUGUUGCGGGCGAGCAAGACUAUAGCGGCGAAGGUUAUGGCGCACCAAGUUGGGAUCGCCACCACCACCCUUCGCGCCUCAGCGAUGUAAUGGAAGAGGACGACGAACGCAGUCGAACAAGCGCUAGCCACCUCAGCCGCGGAGCUUGA
[Torrubiella] hemipterigena is the source of this 1674-nucleotide messenger RNA. NCBI's taxonomy places the organism in Eukaryota, Fungi, Ascomycota, Sordariomycetes, Hypocreales, Clavicipitaceae. The record is from the annotation of a GenBank genome assembly.